UAUUUCCCUCAUUCUUGUGGUGUCUAAAAUGACAUAUAGAUUAUGACAAAUAACACAGAAGACUGAGUAUUCCAAUGUACAAGUUUUGUCACAACUGCUAUUGGCUAGCCGUUUGAAAGAAUGCAUUAAUAUCUCCGCUCUGUAUAUAUUUUCAAUUCAGUCUGGUAAAGUUUUUUCAAGAAGCAUUUGAGCUUGCUGUACAAAUCACAAAUGGCAGAAGAAGCUGUUAGUGGUGUUGAUAAGCUGCUAGAAGCUUCUAAUUCGUACCAUAUCCAUUCUCUUCUUUCUUCUCCAGACCGAGAUUACCUGGUUUGCAAUUCUGGUGAACAGGUUAAAAUUGAUAUGCUGCAAGGAAAGACAGUUGGUUUAUACUUCUCAGCCUCAUGGUGUGGUCCGUGUCAUCGUUUCACCCGGAAAUUAGUUGAUGUGUUCAAUGAUGUCUCUGCCAAGGCCGGGUUUGAAGUUGCAUUCAUUUCAGCCGAUAGAGAUGUUGAAUCUUUCAACAAGUUUUUCUCCAAUAUGCCUUGGGUUGCUAUACCGUUCUCUGAUUCUGACAAGCGUAAUGAGCUGAGAGACUUGUUCAGAGUAAGGGGGCUUCCACAUCUUGUUUUGCUGGAUGAGUAUGGAAAAGUUUUGACUAGCGACGGAGUUCAGAUCAUUGUGGACCAUGGAUUAGAGGGGUAUCCUUUUACACUGCAACAUGUUAAAGAACUCAAAGAGCAGGAUGAAUUAGCAAGGAGGGACCAGUCCCUGACAUCUGUCUUGGAGUCCCAGUUUCGCAACUUUGUAAUUACAAAUGAUGGGAUGGAAGUGCCUGUCACAGAGCUUGAAGGGAAAACGAUAGGAUUGUACUUUACAAUGUCAGCAUUCAGCGGAUCUGCUGUAUUCACUGAAAAGCUUGUCAAAAUUUAUAAAGAACUGAAGGAGAAAGGAGAGAGCUUCGAAAUUGUGACUAUUCCCCAAGAUACGGAUGAAGAAUCAUUCAGAAAAGGUAUGGAAGGGGCACCUUGGUUUUCAUUGCCUUUCAAGGACAUCAAGUGUGAGAAGCUGAGCAGAUACUUCAUGAUUUCGGCAUUCCCCACUUUAGUCAUCUUAGGGCCAGAUGGAAAGACUCUUCAUACAAAUGUGGCUGAUACAGUCACAGAACAUGGCAGCUUGGCUUACCCGUUUACUCCCAAGAAAUUUUCUGAGCUGGAGGAGAUAGAGAAAACCAAGAGAGAAAAUCAAACAUUGGAGUCGAUUUUGGUAUCAGAAGAGAAGGAUUUUGUGAUUGCAAAAGAUGGUAUCCAGGUACCUGUCUCUGAUCUUGUUGGAAAAGAUGUCCUCUUAUAUUUCUCUGCUCACUGGUGUCCUCCAUGUCGUGUUUUCACCCCAAAGCUCAUCGAAAUCUACCAAAAUAUCAAGUCAAAGAAUGUUGGUUUUGAACUAGUUUUCAUUUCCUUUGAUCAUGACCAAACCUCCUUCGACGACUACUUCUCUACUAUGCCAUGGCUGGCACUUCCAUUUGGCGAUCCAAGGAAGGCAUCAUUAACUAGUCUGUUCAAGAUGCGAAGCAUUCCCAAGUUAGUAGCCAUAGGGGUAAGCGGCAAGACUGUCACAACAGACGCACAGGACCUUGUUAUGCUUCAUGGCUCUGACACUUAUCCUUUCACAGAGCAGCACAUAAAGGAAAUUGAAGCCGAGCAUGAGGAGAUGGCCAAGGGGUGGCCACAGAAGGUCAAGAAUGCACUUGAUGAGAAGCAUGAGCUAGACCUCACUCGCUAUCGGAUUUAUGUGUGUCAGAAGUGUGGCAAGGAUGGAAAGGUGUGGGCAUUCAGGUGUGAAGAAUGCAACUUUGAUCUCCAUCCCCAAUGCGCCCUGGAAGAAGAAGCCAAUGAAAAGAAUGACAACUGAGAGAGCUCGUAGGGGUUGUGAUGGAGGUGCUUGUUAGAUACCUUGACAAUCUUGGUGGUGAUGAAAUAAUUACUUCCCAAAAAUUACACUGCAGAGCCUGAGCUGAGUUCCUUAAAGACUGUGGAAGGGGAGUAACCUAACGUAUCCAGAUCUAUUUGUCCCUGUCACGGGCUUUUUCCAAACAACUUGGCAAUCAAAUUACUGACUUUAAUGGACCGUUUAUGUGUA
Molecule: messenger RNA, 2121 nt
Organism: Daucus carota subsp. sativus
Lineage: Eukaryota; Viridiplantae; Streptophyta; Magnoliopsida; Apiales; Apiaceae
Product: probable nucleoredoxin 1
Exons: 4
Coding region: 211-1893 (560 amino acids)
Molecular function (GO): thioredoxin-disulfide reductase (NADPH) activity
Source: RefSeq, a predicted model, not a curated record